Messenger RNA from Seminavis robusta, 1077 nucleotides. The record is from the annotation of a GenBank genome assembly. NCBI's taxonomy places the organism in Eukaryota, Bacillariophyta, Bacillariophyceae, Naviculales, Naviculaceae.
AUGAAAAACAACACCCGACAACAAUCGCGAACGCUACAGCGGAACAACCUCGACAACAACAACAACAACAACAACAACAACAACAACAACCAUCAUGUCUGCUUCAUUGGCAAGAAAUUGAAAGAGGUGAUUCAGGAAUUGGAGAAAAAGACCCCGCCCACAUCCGACGAUCAUCCCUUGGUUGUGGUCGCACCCGCUCCACCAGAACAGCUGCAGCAAGGUCAACAAGAUGAAGCUAUCAACGAAUUAGUGACGGCCGUGAAAGGUUUGGGGCUGUCCAUGCAUGCGAUGCAAGAGCAACUACCGUCUGUCAUUUUGGGGUAUGUGGUUACACCGUCCACCGCUUCUCGAGACCGCAAGGUCUCAGCCAAAAUCUUCGAAGCUGUGGGUUUGCCACUUAGGCCAGUAGAAGAUUCAGACGAAUAUUCUCUGCCUGAAACCCUAGCAAGCGACAGCCGAUGGAAAUUUAGUUGGGCGUGGAGCACAAAUGAGAAUGAUGACAGGGUACUUGAGCGUACCUCCUAUGCACCAGUCCUCCAGUUCCUUCGCAGUCUUGAUAUACUGGCAGAAGACGUGUCGGAUGGACAGCACUGCAUAGAAAAAAUUCUAUACAAUUCGGAGAUCUAUACUCAGCGAAAACAGAAUCCACUGCAAGUCAGAGGACAAAGAGUGUUUAACUGGCAUCGGGUUGUUGGAAGGACAGAUAUUGUUGCCUUGACUCAAGACAGAAACAGUGGAGAUAUCAUUCGAAGCAUGGUGAAAUUUGCAGUUGAAAUAAAAACAACAGAGGGCUUGCGAAGGUCACAAGAUGGAUGUCUGUUUGAAGCACAACUUCAGUUGAUCGGGCUCAAUGCAUUCAAUGUGUUUGUGUCACCACCAGUGGUGCUGACCAACCUCGUGAGGACUCAUCAGGUCUUGUAUCUUGCCUACAAAGACGAUUGUUGGGGGUAUGUGAUCAGAAGGAAAAAAUGUAGCUCGUUUCCUGCUGCUAUCCAUUUUGCUCAACAAAAGGGAUCCGAGGCUUCAAUUUCCGACGAUUUCUCGCGGCCAAUGACACCGGACCCAGAAAGCAUCUAG